AAAAAGGGCCGGUGGGAUGAAUGAGUUGUGCUCGGGACCGAGCCAACCUGAAUUUCUCCUUGUUUAGCCGCCGCCUCCCCUCAUGACAUCAACACUGCGGAGAGCCGCCGCGCGCUCAGACUCUGCUGCAGAGUGCAGAACGCCAGUGCGCAAAGCGGAUCGUGUGGUAUUGAUGAGUGAUUGGUGAUCUAUCAGGAUGUCGCUGUACGCGUCUCAGAUUAAAGCUUUUAAACGCGCAGAACCCAAGACACUUGGCGCUAUUGAGAUCAUAAUUGGAGUGUUGACUGUCAUUUUGAGCUCAGUUGUGUAUAAGCUGCACUAUCAUAUCCAGCGGGAAAUCAUCAUCCUCAUCAUCAAUGGUGCUCAGCUUGUCAUAACUGGUGUUGUCCUGGUGCACACCGGGAGGAAGCCAACUAAAUGCCUGGUGCUGACAACCAUUGUUCUGCAGUUACUAACAGCAGCAUUUGAUAUUGUUGGAUUUGGGCUCAUGGCCAGACACAUCCCAUUCAGAGGAGAGUCGUACUACUACAGGGACACAGAGUGGUGUUGUGACCCACUUCACUCUGUUUGGGCUUGCUGUGGAGAAGGAGAGAAAGGGGGACAUAAAGAGUUCUUAGUGAAUGGGAUCUUGGGAACACUGAUCGGUUUCCUGGUGCUAGCAUGUAUCAUUGGUUUGGUUGUGUCUCUUUUUGGCGUCUACGCCCUUUCUGUUAGUGCCAUUAAGGAGCUGACGCCCAUCCCUCACUCUACAGCAAAUCAAUAUUAUGGUGCUGGCGUUCAGGCCCAGAAUAUGAUCCAUGCUGGAAACUGACAAAAUAAAAGAUGUUCAGUGCAGAAGGGCACAGUUUUAGCACACUUUUACACCAACUGCUAACUACAAACUACAAACCACUCACAGGUAAACAACCACAACUACAGAAAAAAAAGAGAAAAAAACUUUUGUGAAGUUGUAAAUAACUUUUUGAAAAUAAAAUGGAUAAAAUCUUGUUUUUUGCUUGGCUGUUGCUCUCACUAGGACUGCUGUAAUUUUGAAUGCUCAACUUAAUAGUUAUUCGUACCUCAUUAAUUUUUGCUCUUACAAACUGAAGCUUCUUAGCAUGUAAGUCUAAUUAAAUGUCUACCCAGAAAUCUUGACCAGAAUCCAAUGUUAUAGAUGUAUGUUAGAGAGGGGUAAAUGUGUUUAUCAUUCUUAGGAUAUGUGAAAUUCAGCAUUAGGUACAUAAAAGAAACGGAAAAGGAAUUAUGGGGAAUGGGAACGGUAAGAAGGUUCUGUGAUUCUGACUUUUGUAGAAUUUUGUACCACCUUUUGCAUGAAACUUUAUAUUGGUCAACAUGUUUGUUUUAGCCACAUGAGGACAUAUGGGCAACAUUUUGUCAAGUUGAUAUUUGUUCAUUUGAAUUGCAAUUUGAAACCGUAAAAAUCUAACAACAUUGUAAGUAGGCCAAAUGAUAUAUAUAUAUAUAUAUAUAUAUAUAUAUAUAUAUAUAUAUAUAUAUAUAUAUAUAUAUAUAUAUAUAUAUAUGCUUACAAAAAAAAAAAUAUCCUGGCUUGAUAAAUGUGGCCCAUGUUCAGUGAAACUCCUCUAAAGCAGAGUAAUGAGAAUUUAAACACCAGUGAAUAAUUAAACAGCAUCGCUUGGCUUUUUUGUCAUCUCGUUUUAUCCGUACUGAUUCUUCAGGAAAGCUAUGAUGACUGCCAACUCUGUAAGUGCCACCACUUGUGACCAAAAUCAUGGACACCCUAAUGACUAAAGGUCAGAGGUUGAACCCUCAGUCAAGGGCUCGACUUUGGUGAUGUAAAAUCCUCUUGUGGAAGCAUGUGUCGUUCGUUCUGUGUCUGUAGAUCUUUGUCUUUAUGACAGCAUGUGAGAUUUACAUUGUGCCUGUUCUCAGUGAUCUCUUGAUGUGUAGUAAAAUGAAACCAUGUAGUAUGUAGUAAUAUGGCUGUGUUUGUGUUUGUAUUUGACUGAAUGAUAUUUCAAAUAAACUUGAUUUAAUACACAA
Molecule: messenger RNA, 2004 nt
Organism: Megalobrama amblycephala (Wuchang bream)
Lineage: Eukaryota; Metazoa; Chordata; Actinopteri; Cypriniformes; Xenocyprididae
Exons: 8
Coding region: 197-811 (204 amino acids)
Cellular component (GO): membrane
Source: RefSeq, a predicted model, not a curated record